Poecile atricapillus (Black-capped chickadee) is the source of this 1751-nucleotide messenger RNA. RefSeq names its product diphthamide biosynthesis 3 (gene DPH3). The record is from RefSeq and is a predicted model, not a curated record. Gene Ontology annotation, molecular function: metal ion binding. Gene Ontology annotation, biological process: protein histidyl modification to diphthamide. Lineage: Eukaryota; Metazoa; Chordata; Aves; Passeriformes; Paridae. The transcript has 3 exons. Bases 26 to 274 code for a protein of 82 amino acids.
CCGGCUCCCGCCGCUUCCCGGCGGCAUGGCGGUGUUCCACGACGAGGUGGAGAUCGAGGACUUCGAGUACGACGAGGAGACCGAGACCUACAGCUACCCGUGCCCCUGCGGGGACCGGUUCCUCAUCACGCGGGAGGACCUGGAGAACGGGGAGGACGUGGCCACCUGCCCCAGCUGCUCCCUGAUCCUGCGCGUCAUUUACGACCAGGAGCAGUUCAUGCGGGAUGAAGUCGUGGCAGAACCUUUGGCAAACAAGGAAUUGGUCAAGUGCUGAUGAAUGCAUCGUGGACUGUGCUGCUUUGGGAUGAGAAAGCAUGGGGAUGGUGACUGCAGAAAGAGUUGUGGUUCUUCUUCUGGAAAUGCUUGCUGCUGUUGGAUACAAGUGUAAUAAUUGUCUGUGUUCUUAACAUGAAUGAGAGUUUGCUGGGACAUCAAACACAUGAAUGUGUUUUGUUCCAAAGGGUUAUACUUGAAAAAAAAAAAAAGUUGCUCUAUGUAUUCCAGAAGGUUUGAGGAUUAUGAUCCUGAUUUACCACAAGUCAAUACAAAGAAGAGUGUGGAGUUGAGAAAUUAGAACAUUUAGUCUAGCAGUGGCUUCUUAGCCUGUGGAGAAAAACAGGCUUUAUGAGGGUACACGCUAGUGUGAAAUGGCUCAGAGAGCUGAAAUGUUGGAAGGCGAGAUUUAGGAGUCCAUAGGACACAGUGCCAUACAGAGUUGAUACAGUGCAGCUUCUCCCAGGAUGUGGCAUUGUGUAGUUCCAGCCCAUACUGAAUAUGGGGAGAAAACAAGAGACCCAGAGCCAACAUUUACCCAGUGCUGGUAAAUUGUCUUUACUCCUGUAAGCACGGGGAAGGUGUGCAGUUGUCUGUGUGUCUGCAGUGGUGACAGCACUUGAGUUGGGGCAGAUUUUUUUAUUAAAUUGCUUCUAACGUUGCUUUGAAAGAACUUGGAUAGUUGUUAUCAAAUGACUCUGCCAUAAUAGUGAUACACUUCUGAGGGUGUUGUGUGAAAUAGAGUCAACCUGUUUUUAUCCUGGCUACUAACGUGCAGAUGGACUGGAACUUGAAGUGGGUUGUAUUUUACCCCUAUAUUAUCAACAACUUUGUGAUUUGACUGUUUCAGUAGAUAUUAAAUGGGCUGCAGUCCUUUGUGCCAUUUGUGUAGUAAAUUUCUCAGCCUUUCUUUAUUAGAUUCUGUCACUUCCUGGAUAGGAGAUGGAUGCACUUCACUUAAUUAAUAAAGGCAUUUUUUAGGGUAGAAAAGAGUCGUGAGAACAUACUCCACAUUGAUUCCAAGACUGCUUCUUAAAUUACAAGCCACUGCACUUGAAUAUUUACUUAAAAUUGUGGUCAUUCCUGUAUUUUAAUAGGAUUUGAUGUCUGUGAAGUUAAAUUUGGGGAAAAUUACCUGUGAAGAGUUUACAUAGCUGUUUUGCUACAAGGCACUAAAGAUAAGCAAGUAUUACUGGAUUCUUACAUUUAGUUAUUUUUGUUCUUACAGCAUUCUGUGAAUGUUGAAGAUGAGCAUUCUAGUUAUUUUAAGAAAAGGAGAGAAAAAAGCGCUACAUCUAAUUGAAAAUUUGUAAUGCAAUAAGCACAACCCAGAGUGGUUUCCAUGCCUAAACCAGGAGGUGGCACUCGUGUUCCUUUGACAUACGUGCUUAAAGAAAAUAAAUGUUGUGGUACUUUGGUUAGCUAUGCCUUAGCAAAUACUUAUUUUGACUAUUUAAAUAAAGAUGUUUAAGAUUCCA